Molecule: messenger RNA, 1554 nt
Organism: Eupeodes corollae
Lineage: Eukaryota; Metazoa; Arthropoda; Insecta; Diptera; Syrphidae
Exons: 2
Coding region: 603-1502 (299 amino acids)
Source: RefSeq, a predicted model, not a curated record
AGUAAUCAUUGAAAUUAAAUUUAAUUUAAAAGAGAAUGCACAUAAAUGUCAAAGUGCAAUAAGAAAAUUUGAUUUGUUAUUAUUAUAAUUUAUUAUAUUAUGAUUAUAGCGGCUUAAUGUCUGGACAUUUUUUUUACUUCUCAAAUUUUAUAAUAAAACAAAAAAGAAAUCGAAAACAAUAAAAUUUAGAAGACCUUGAGGGUUUACCAUCAUGAUAAAAAUCUGUCGUAUCACAAACUUUUUAUUAAACAAUCAUUAUAACUUUUUUAGAUCUAAAAAAAACAACAAAAUCUUUGACAUGCAUUUCAAAAAUAGAGAUUAAACUACUUCAAUUUUAUUUCUAUAGGGGGUAUAAUAUUCUCAGAUAAAAUCAAACAAUCAACCUGUAACACAUUAAUAUUUUUAUUUUAUUAUUUUCAAACAAAAAAUAAACAAUACCUUAACAAUAAUAAAAAAGUGUCCAAAAAUAGUAUUGAACUACAAACGAUAAGAUUUCAAAAACAAACAAACAGAAGAUAUUGAUUAAUGUCCAAAAAUUCUAUAUAAAAGGUUGGAGCUCCGUUUAAGAUUUUAUUAGUUAACACAAAAAUCUAAACCCAAUUAUGAAAAGGCAUUUUGUAGCCCUUUUAAUCGCAUUGAGUGUAACGUCGGACUCGGGUGCAACAUGUGAAAGUUUUUCAAAAAAGUUUGGUCAUUUAGAAAUAACUCCUCAAGAAUCUCAAAACACACUCCAAAACAGUCAUACUUCCUCUGUACUUUUGUUUCAAGAAAAUAGCGAUAAUUCUGAUCGUGGCUUGAUUUUGAAUAGUGAAGGAAAAAAAGCCUUGAAAAAUUUAAUCCACCACCUACCUUGUGGAUUUCCACAAUAUGGAAUCCCACCUCUUGCCCCAUACACACAAGAAGAAGUCACGAUUAAUUUCAAGACCAAUUUUUUUCAGACAUUUUCGAAAUUGUUUCGUUUCCGAGUGGAUGGUCUGAACCACAUGCUGAUCAAUAAAUUCAAAAUAAGUUAUACUUUUGGCAAAAAAGUAAAAUACAGCUUAACCAUUCCGAAAAUUGUGCUAACUGGCAAAAUAGUUUCUGACAUAUAUGUCGAUCUCAUGGAAGAAUAUGGUGUCAAAAUACGUUAUGAUGGCGAAGGAAACUUUGAAAUGAUUCUCAAAGACAUAAUUAUUGAUGGAUCCUUUAAAUACAAAGCUCCUCUCAUUUUCGGAAGUAUCAAAAUCUAUGAUUUCACGAUGAUAAUUUCACUGGGAAAAGUUAUAUCACAAAUUAAGUUUACCGAUACUCUGGAAAAAUUUAAUGAAUUUUUAAAUUAUAAAAUCGAAGACUAUCUUUGGAAGAUUGUUAAUUAUAAUAAAAAUAGAAUAAGCGUGUUGAUUGAAGAAAAUGUUGUGCCAGUGGUCAACGAAAAGAUGAAAGGACACAAGAUUUGGUAUUUGAUUGGAUUAUUAAGUGAAAUCAAUGGAGUUUGUUAUCCACCACCGGUUCCAUGGGAAUAAAUUAAAGGGGGAUUAAAGUCUUGUGAAAUAAAAACUGUGAUAAAUAUUUCAA